Messenger RNA from Myxozyma melibiosi, 2039 nucleotides. Its product is annotated as phosphoesterase. The record is from RefSeq and is a predicted model, not a curated record. The transcript is spliced from 2 exons. NCBI's taxonomy places the organism in Eukaryota, Fungi, Ascomycota, Lipomycetes, Lipomycetales, Lipomycetaceae. Gene Ontology annotation, cellular component: cytoplasm. Gene Ontology annotation, molecular function: phosphoprotein phosphatase activity. Bases 136 to 1980 code for a protein of 614 amino acids.
GCAUCAUCGUUGUCGCUGCUCCCCCGACACGCUGUAUUGAAGCUGGCGUACCGUCGCCGUUAUCCGUCAGAUCGCACCUUUCGUGCAGCUGACUCUCCUUCUUUUCCCACCUUACAGAAUUCGCUUGCUUGGGGCAUGGCGAGCCGUGUCCUCGCGCUCAUUCGCCGCAUGCUGCGCUCCCGUGUUAUCCUCAUUCUUCUUCUCACUUCGUUGGUUCUGUUAUUCGGCUCUCUCCGCUCUCUCCCACAAAUUGUCAGCACAACAGUCAACUUACAAGAUAAUUUGCCUGAUAUCUUAGUGCGCGAUGUUGCUGUUCGGGUGUGUCCGCGACUUCUAUCUCGCUCAUGUACUAUGGACGGCUAUCGUAAGAUCUCCAAAGAUCUUCGCCUUGGCAGCUCGUGGCUCGGACAGGCCUAUCUCUUUGUAUCUGAAGUGCCUCGAUCUGAGAUAAGUCCUGACGCUCAGGUGGUCUUGGACGUCCACAUUGGCUCUGAGUCGCCAGCUCCCGUGGGCCCUGGUCAUGACAAGGAACCUCCUCAAAAACUUGAGUUUGAUAACAGAAAAUCUUACCAUGAACCACUGGUUGCUAGAUCUGAGAUGGAUCAAAGGGGAUCAUUUGAAGUUGAAGAAGGCGAAACCACAGUUGACAACAAAGGAAAGUGGAUUCGCAAAUCACACAACAUGUGGCUGAAAAUUGGAAGGCCCACCGAUUUCGCUGUUACAGAUGUCGACGUUCUAUUCGGUAUUGAUGCUGUUGAUCCACGAUUUGGCUGGUCACUCAAAGGUGACAGAAACAACUCUUUAGCGGUUGGCAGUGACGCGCACCCACGUGUCACCAUUAAGUUGGGACAAAAUCAAGAAGUACCUUCUGUUCGUCUAAGGGUGGAUUCGAAUGGGAAAUUCAAAAUCAUACAAGUAGCCGAUUUGCAUUUUUCGACCGGCGUUGGCAAGUGCUUGGACCCAUACCCGGAAGACACAGCUGAGAAUUGCGAGGCCGAUACGCGUACAUUGGCAUUCCUUAACCACCUACUCGAUGAGGAAAAACCUGAUUUCGCGGUUUUAACUGGUGACCAGAUUUUUGGCGACGCUGCGCCUGACGCCAAAACUGCUCUUCUGAAGUCUGUCGCACCAUUCAUCCAUCGGCAAAUACCCUUUGCAAUGACGUUUGGUAACCAUGACGAUGAGGCUGAUCUUUCACGAGAGCAAUUGAUGGACAUUGCUAGUCACCUCCCUUUUAGCAUGUCGCAAGCUGGGCCAGAAUUUGCUAAAGGAGUGGGAAAUUACCAGCAGACCGUAUACAUGCACAAAAAGGAUAAUCCCGUGGUCUCUAUCUACUUCCUAGAUACUCAUAAGUACUCGCCAAAUCCAAAGAAACUUCCGGGGUAUGACUGGAUAGACGAGUCUCAGCUUGAGUAUUUGAAAGCUACAUAUCAGCAGUUCUCGCCAUUAAGAUCCCUAGAUGUGAAAAAACAUCUGUCUAUGGCUUUCUUUCACAUCCCGUUGACAGAAUACCGAAAUACUUCCAAUCCAAUAGUUGGAAACUACAGGGAGCCGUCUACCGCACCCCGCCACAACACUGGAGCUCGAUCUUUACUUUCGGAGCUAGGGGUCUCUGUGGUAAGCGUGGGACACGAUCACGUUAAUGAUUUUUGCAUGUUUGAUCGGAGCUAUCAACCUUCAGGGAUGUGGGAUGCUGGACAAGACACAGAAGUCUCCGACGCUAAAAAUGUCCCUCAAAAGACCGCUAGCCGAACGUCACCCAUCGGUGAAGGUGAACAUCCUAUAUGGCUCUGUCAUGGUGGAGGUGCCGGAUUGGGUGGAUAUGGCGGGUACGGCGGAUACGUGCGACGGAUGCGAUUUUUCGAAAUCGAUGUAAAUACUAAUAUGAUCUCUACUUGGAAACGACUAGAGAACGGGAACACGGAGAGUAGGAUAGACCAGCAGGUGCUGGUCGAUGGUGGAACAAUCUUGGGUUUGUGAACUGCCCAGAGUGUUUUUUUAAUUUUCGGAUAGCUCGCAGUAAUAGACAGCCAAACUUU